Messenger RNA from Nannizzia gypsea CBS 118893, 2004 nucleotides. Its product is annotated as Ser/Thr protein phosphatase. Gene Ontology annotation, cellular component: cytosol. The record is from RefSeq and is a predicted model, not a curated record. The transcript has 2 exons. Gene Ontology annotation, molecular function: hydrolase activity. Gene Ontology annotation, biological process: nucleotide catabolic process. Bases 1 to 2004 code for a protein of 667 amino acids. Lineage: Eukaryota; Fungi; Ascomycota; Eurotiomycetes; Onygenales; Arthrodermataceae.
AUGCGUUUCUCGACUCUAGUCAGUCUCGCUGCCUGUGCAGCCGCUGCUCUCGCCUGCGACUCCUGCAGCGAGCCAGGCAAGCCGGCAGAGCACAAGAGACUGGUGCGCCGUAUGCAGCCUGAAGCUCAGGGAGCGCUCACGAAGCCUAAGGGACCGCUCGAAUGGGGUCAGAUCAACUUCCUGCACACCACCGAUACCCACGGAUGGCUCGAGGGACAUCUGAAGGAGCAGAACUACGGCGCUGACUGGGGAGACUACGCCUCCUUCGUCAAGCAUAUGAGGAGAAAGGCUGACCAGCUCAGAGUCGACCUGCUUCUCAUUGACUGCGGUGACCUGCAUGAUGGCAACGGAUUGAGCGACUCUACACAGCCCAAUGGCCUCGUCUCCGACGAAAUCUUCUCUCGCGUCGACUAUGACCUUCUAAGCAUCGGAAACCACGAGCUGUAUGUGACCGAAGUUGCCUAUCAUACGUUUGCAAACUUCUCCAAGGCCUAUGGCGAGAGAUACGUGACAAGCAACGUCCAGAUUAUCAACCAGGAGACUGGCAAGUACGAGUACAUCGGCAACAAGUACCGCUACUUUACUACCAAGCAUGGCCUGAAAGUUAUGGCCUUUGGUGUCCUCUUCGACUUCACCGGCAACUCCAACGUCUCCAAGGUUAUCAAGGCUGAAGACCUUGUCCAGGAGUCCUGGUUCGUCGAUGCCGUCAAGACACCCAAGCCGGUCGACCUUUUCAUCAUUUUUGGCCAUACACCUGCUCGUACCGAUGAUAAGUUCCCAACUCUGCGUACCCUGCGCCGGAAAAUCCAAGAGCUUCGCCCGGGUGUCCCAAUCCAGGCCUUUGGCGGUCACAACCACGUUCGAGACUUCGUUGUCUACGAUGAGACUUCGACCGCUCUCGGAUCCGGAAGGUACUGUGAGUCCCUCGGAUGGUUGUCCAUGACCGGAAUCAAGUCUCGUACGUUUAGAGGUAGCAAGAAACCAAGAGGCGUUCCCAACCCGACUCGUCGUGCCAUCAAGGGCAAUGCCACCACAUCUACCCAAUCGAACCACCACCCAAACAAGGGGCUGGACCUCCGCUAUGCUCGCCGUUACUUGGACUGGAACCGUCUGACCUUCGCCUACCAUGCUUCUAAGUCUCAGGAUAGACACUUUGACACUCACAAGGGCCUGGAUAUCACUCAUGAUAUCACGGGUGCUCGUAAGCAGCUCAACACCUCCACCGUCCUCGGAUGCGUCCCUGAGACCUACUGCAUGUCCUGUGUUCCCUUCGAAGCCAAAAAUAACAUCUACCAGCUCGUUAUUGACAUGUUGUCCAAGGUAGUCGUCAAAGAAGACCGUGCUGAUAAGCCUAGACUACUCCUCCUGAACACUGGUGGCAUCCGUUUCGACCUCGUCAAGGGUCCCUUCACCAAGGACGACGAGUACAUUGUCUAUCCCUUCAAGAAUCAGUUCCAGUACCUCCCUGACGUACCCUACUCCAUUGCCAGGGAGCUCUUGGACGCUCUCAACAAGGGGCCCUACCAGAAACGCACUGAUGAAUACUCCCCCAUGACUGCCCCCCAACCUAGCGCUGAUGAGGCUUGCCCCGACCCUUCGCCAGAAUACGUCCAGCUUAAGCGCCGCGAAGCCCCUCAACCAUACAAGGCCUUCACCCGCCGCACCAUCGAUUCCUCCAUGCUGUAUCCCGGCUACGUUACCUCUGACGACUUUGGCCUUGACGGAGACGAUACCCCUCACUCCAAGAUCCCAUACUUCAAGGUGCCAAUCGACAUUCAGGCCAACGCCUCUUUCCCUACUAAUGGCUCUAUUCCCCAAGUCGUCGAUCUUGCCUUUGUAGACUACAUCGGUGCUAAAUUUGUCAUCCCAGCCCUUAACAAGCUUGGUGGCAAGUACUCUGCCAACGACAUUCAGAGCUACAAGGACUUCGGAUCGUCGAGCUUCUUGCGCGAGUAUGCUCUCAAGUACUGGAAGGAGGGCCUGCCCAACUGCGCGACCAACUAA